This is a messenger RNA of Phaedon cochleariae (mustard beetle), 5375 nucleotides long. The record is from the annotation of a GenBank genome assembly. NCBI's taxonomy places the organism in Eukaryota, Metazoa, Arthropoda, Insecta, Coleoptera, Chrysomelidae.
AGUUUUCAAUUUUCACGAAGUACGCACUGAAUCAGUUCAAAUUUGAUCAGGUUUUAACGCGAAAACGUCGAUGGAGUUAAAAUUCAAUUAACCAGAAACCUUGUGUAAAAUGAAUGUGAAACUAUUGGAACUUUGUAUCGUAUUUUGCCUUCUACGAUAUGUAUCAGGGGUUGAAGAUGAAAUUGAGACAUCUUGCAAUAUAAACGUGAAGAAAGCUAUACAGUACGUUGGUGAAAAAUUCCUGAGUUUCACGAUUGAUCCGGCAGUACUUUUGGCAGGAGUCAGUUUGAGUGAAAAUUCCCUUCGUCUGGCGAAACAGCUAAGCCCAGCCUUCAUAAGGAUAGCUGGUCCGUCCACUCCUUUCGUCAAAUACUUCGACAAAGAUGACCGGCUGCCGACUUACCUGUCUGAGGACGGCAACAACGUUGUCAUCUCACCCUCCAUGUGGUUUGGCAUCAACGAGUGGUUGAAGCUCGCCAACCUAGUCCCUAUUUUCGGCCUGAACGACGCAGAUACCGCUAGAGGGGUGUGGAACCCUAAGGCGACGUUGCCGCUGCUAGAGAUCUCGGACAAGUUGAAUGUCAGUUGCUAUUGGCAGCUGGGAUAUGAUUCCUCGAAUAAAAGUGAAACAAGGUAUAUGCAAGAUCUGAACAUCCUCGACUACGUAUUGGCCGCAUUUCCUGAGAGAAAUGAAACGUGGAAAAUCGUUGGCAGUGAUAUCAGCCAUAUUUCGCGGGAAAAACCUGAAAAUACAUUGGAAGAAGUGAAGGAUAUCGUCACAGCAGUCAUGUGGGAACCGUCUGGUGUCAAGGACGAUUCCUUUCCUGAAAACGAUAUGGCCUCCAAGCUUCUCCAGAGGUCGCCCAGACCGAACGUCAAAUUGUGGACCACGGCCCCUAAAUCCGAAGGACCCGUGACAUUUUCUUCGGCUUUGCUAUGGGCAAAACAACUGGGAAACGCAGCCAAAACAGGAUACGAUGUCGUGUUCAGACAACCCAGAAUUCACGAAUUGUUUUCUGAUACACCGGCAUACUGGUUUUCACUUCUCCACAAAAAACUCAUGGGAAGCAAUGUGCUCGAAGCUAGAGCAACUACCAGUCACGCUGGAACCAACAUUUACGCUCACUGCACCAGAAAACAAAAUAGUUUUGUGAGAAGAGGAGCUAUGACAGUGAUGAUUGUCAACGACAACAGCAGCAAAUACAAGGUGAAAGUGAAGCUAGGAACGACACUGCCUGAGAAGUCGAUGGAAGUUCAAACGUAUCUGUUAACGUCAUCAGGAUUGAAUUCUACUGUGGUUUCCUUGAAUGGACGAUUACUCACCCAAGAUAUUCUUCAGAACAAAUUCCCAUUCGAACCCAAAAUACGCAGAUCCAAAUCUUCGUCCCACAUUUUGUUGGCAGUACCACCACAUUCUAUAGGCUUCUUCGUACUACCUGGUGCCCGAGUACCAGUAUGCAUAGAAGAAGAAAAAGAGCUGGAACUCCUUCUGGAGGAAAUGGAAAUGAACCAAAAUAUGCCAUUGUCUGAAGAGAUUCUCAACUUGGAAUCAAGAUCUUCUUUCGGAAAAAACCAGAUAUUAGAAGAAUUAGCGCAGAAGAUGAAACAAGAGAUGAAAUCAGAUCAGCAGUAUUACAGUACUAUACCGUUGAUAUCAAGAAUCGAAAACAUCAAAGAAAAAGAGGAUGUCGAACCGGGAAAAAUUGAUGACAGAGGAAGGAGAUUGUUCAUUGAUAGAGUGAAACUUGCAGAGCGACAAAAGAAACAUUUGGAUUUCCAGAAAAAACGGGAUGAAUUGAGAAAAUUCCUUCUCGACAAAGCGAAAACUACAAAGCAAGAACCUAAAAUUGAAACCAAAGCCAAACAUAUUGAGCUCACAAGUGCUGAAGCUGAAAAAAUAUUGAAGGACAGAGCAAAACAAAGAGCUGCGAGAAGAAAUGUAGUGUUUACAGACGAAGAACUGGAUGCCCUCAUUCAAAAAGCCAGUCGAAAUUUCUACAAGAAAAAAGUCAAAAGGUCCGUCCAGCCAAAACAAAGAAGACAUAUCAACAUGCAGCUGUUAGAACGUACAAUGCAUUCUGACCCUAUUUCUGAGAAAGAAUCGCUCAAUAUGGAAAACAAUAACUCUGUUCGAAAACAGAGAGACAUCAAUUCGAGAACAGCUGAUUUAAAAUCCAAAUUGGCCGAACAUAGCCAGAGAUUUGAUGAUGAGGAGAAACAGGAAAGGGAAAAUGAUAGAUUCGAAAGGAGUGUGGAUAUGGACUCGAAACUGUCUCAAUAUAAAAUGAAGUUAGCUGAACGAAGUCGAAAGUGGGACGACAUGAAGGAUGAACUUCUUGGAAAUACCCAGGCAAUGAGGGAGAAUAUCAAAGAAAAACUACAAGACUUGAAAAGCAGAAGGAGAUAUUCAAGGGAUUUGAGAAGGGCCCCAACAAUGGCCAAAUAUAAAAUGAAGUUGGCAGAACGUAGCAGAAAAUGGGAUGAAAAGAGAGAUGAACGACUCGAGAAUUCAGAAACAAGGAGAGAAAACAUCAAGGAAAAACUGAGAACACUAAGAAAUGAAAAAAGAUUCAGGAGGGAUUUGAAAAUGGAUACGAGAAUGGCUCAAUACGAAAUGAAAUUAGCAGAAACCAAGAGAAAAUGGGAGGAAAAGAAACAAGAGAUACUAGGGAACACAGAAACUAUGAGGAAGAACAUAGAGGAAAAAUUGGAAGAGUUGAAGAACAAAAAAAGGUUCACUAGAGAUUUGAAAUUUGAUUCAAAAAUAUCCCAAUACAGAACAAAAUUAGCUGAACGCAGCAAGAAAUGGGAUGAAGGAAAAGAUAAGCUUCUAAGGAAUACAGAAACGACGAAAGAGAGCUUGAAGGAAAAAUUGAGAGGAAUGAAAAACAGUAGAAGAUCCAAAAGGGACAUAAACAUGGAUUUGCUAGACACUAAUACUAGGGGACAGAAAAAAGGCGAAAAACAGAAAUUAACAAAAGGCACCAUCAACAGUAAAAAAUUGAAAGACGCCGAAGCAACCAUUAGACAACCAGGACAAACAAGUUCAGAAUUGGUCGAAGAUAGUUUGGAAAUGGGAGACAAAUCUGAAGAACUGAAACCUGCAAAGAAAGAAGUAUACGCAGAAUUAGCAGACUCAGAUGAACUUGAGGAAGACGAUUUUCUCCACACCACGCCAAAGUCAAAAAAGUUUGAUAUUUUCAAGAAAAAAUCCAAAUUGGACCCGUUUGCAGUGGUUCACCCGACUAUUGACAUCGUAGAGCCAGUGUACAAGAAAACGAAAAAAAGUAAAUCCAAAUCAGAAGAUGAACUGCAAUUUUUGAGUUCCUCAGAAGAAUUUACUGACAUUGAGGACGACAUGCCUUGUAUUCAUGAAUACUUUGGUCCAGACUCUUCAUUUGAAGACAAGAAGACUAAGAAACUGAUGCGUGAACUAGGGGAAAUCUUUGAGGAUGAAAAAUUGAGGAAGAAAAAGUCAAAGAAGGAGAAAAAGGUAUCAGAUGAAGAUUUGAGAAGGAGAAAAAGAGAUUUGGGCGAGGAAAACUAUGAUGAAUUCAGAGAAACGGACGGUGGUUUGAGAAACACGAACAUUAAAUUGAAGGGAAUUCAAGACUCUACGGUACACAUCGAGACCUCUAGUGAGGUGGAAGACUUGUUAAGCCACGAAAAACCGAUAGAUUAUCUCAGUCUUCCGGAGAAUUCGAAUCAUUCUGUGAAUGAUCGAAAUUCAGUAUUAUCCGAUGAAGAUUUUGAUGACCAGUCGAUGACCUCAAAUUCUGAAAUUACUGAAGGACACCCAACAUCUGACAAUUCACAAAAAGUUCAAUCCAACAAUCCUAUUUCACAAGAAGACUAUCUACCAGAAGAAAUUCGUGUGAAACGUUUAGAUAAAAAGCCUACCUCACUUGGAUCCUUGGACAUCGAAGAUGACUUCCAAAAUUAUAGAAAAGAGAUGAAGAAACACUUGAAAGAUCUCAAAAACAUUUUGGAGGAUGACAAACUUAAAUUCGAAGAAAAGAAACAGAAGAACAAACUGAAGCUACUGCAACUGAAGAAAAAACAAGAACUAGAACUGGCAAAUGAAGCUGAUGAUAAGCUCACCCAAAUCCACAAUGAAGAACAUGAGCAAGGAAAUCAAUUAUUAGAGCAACUGAAAAAUCUCAAAAAGGAAUUACAACUCAGAAAAGAUAAGAUAGAUCAGGUACUCAGGAAAGAUUCGGAAGGAUUAGGGCUCAAGAGUCCAAAGUGGAAUGAAAUCAAGUUUAAUGCGAAGAAAACGAUAAACGAUUUGAGCGAUGGUUUGGAAAAAAAGCUGGAGAAAUUACAUCCGAAAGAUUUAUCAUCUAGAAUCAAAGCAGCUCAUCAGGAGACCAAACAACCACCGAUAGAAUCGACAACAACUAUCGAGAUUGCGACUAUCAAACCAACAGUAAUAGUUCAGAAAAGAUCGAUAUUUGACACCAGAAGAAAUGUUUUCGAUACUUACCAACCAAUGAGUUUGGACUUGCGAAUGUGGAAACCUUCUGAUGUCUUGACCUUACAAAAAGAUUUGAAUCCGCUCGGCAUAAAAAAUCUUAGUCCUCCAGAUGACUUACAUAUCUUCCAGAAUCUUCUUGGACAAAACAAAUUAUUUAGGAAGAGGAGGAGUAUAGAUCUGGAUGAAAUUGAUGAUAUUGACAACGACAUUGAUAACGACAUUUCCAAUGAUAUUGAUGAUAGUCUUAACGAAAUAAAGAAGGACAGCGAUUACCUACCAGAUGAAAAAAAAUCUAUCACUGAGGAGGAUUACAAAUUUGUGCUUCCCAACAAAGACAAGUUUGAAAUAAUAGAGAAGAAUGGUGACACUGAGAUAAAGUUUGAUCAUCAUGAAACACUGAGGACAAAAAAUCCAAAAGCCAGUUUCGAAAUGACUGAUCCUUUAUCGAACUUCUUCAGAGAUGAUUCAAUUUCAGGUGAUGAAAAAGCUGAUUCUGAAGAAGAUAAACACAAUGAAUAUCACUCAAGAACCAAUUUUUUCUCUGAAGUAGAAAAUGAAAAUACGACAGGAAGAGUUGACGAUGAGGCAGUUCAUCAAAAAACACCCAGGAGUGUUGACAAUAUUCAGAAGAUUGCAAACAAAGAGGAGGCAAAAAUUUUUGAAAAUUUCAUUAAUAAUUUUACUGGGUAUUUGUCGACGAUAGGGAAUCACUUGAAAUCAUACAUGAAAUAUAUGACUAAUAAUAAUUGAAUUGUUUGAUUUUAUGAAAACUCGAAAGUGAGUGCAUAUUAGAAUGGAAAUUUUUAUUAUCUUAUUAGGAAUUGUAUAUAGAAUUGUUUUGUAAUGUUUUUUGUACUAUUUGGGAUAUUUAUAUGAUUAAAUGCAAUUUAAAAUAUUU